Molecule: messenger RNA, 1842 nt
Organism: Durio zibethinus
Lineage: Eukaryota; Viridiplantae; Streptophyta; Magnoliopsida; Malvales; Malvaceae
Product: fasciclin-like arabinogalactan protein 12
Biological process (GO): plant-type secondary cell wall biogenesis
Cellular component (GO): plasma membrane
Source: RefSeq, a predicted model, not a curated record
GGACAAUACCUCACAAGGGUGUAAACCGUGACGGAAGGCUGAUUUGAGACGCCAAAAGGGUGAAUGCUCGGGCUUCGAAGUCGCGCGGAUUCGAAACUUAAGUCUCGACCCAUGACACUAACACUUAGACAAAGGAUAACAUUAUAGGAAAGGGCCCAAUGGCCCAACUAACAAACCAACAGUCUUUUACAUCAAGAAAAACUUGUUUCUUAAGGUACGCAGUAGCAAUCAAAACCCAAAAACUUUGCCUGAAAAAUCCAUACAAGUAAAAGCAAAGCAAAGCAGUUGUUUGACAUCUUUAUUUGUUCACACAUCCACUCCAAAUCUCCGCUGUUUUUCCUGCUUUUCCAAGCAAUCUAGUUGCUUUAACAGUGUCAUGGAUUUCUUUCCCCCCUCUCUCUCCAUUCAUUUCCUCCAACUUUCCCGAGAGACAAAUAUUGAGCUAACAACUAUGUUUUGCUGACUAAACUCGCGCAUUUUACCUAACUUCAUUCUCUCCUCUCCUUGAUAAAACCCCCCUCCCCCUUUCUCUUCCUAUUAACACAUCCAAACACGAAGGACCACUUCCUCCCAAUCCCCACCCUGAUCUUCCCUUCCAUUUUGCAUUGUUUUGUUGCCAAAGCAACAAUUUCCCAACAUCCCAAAAGGAGGUAGAAACGAUGAUGAUAAUGAAGCAACAUCAGAUCUUGACUCUCUCAUGUUUCAUUCUCUUUUUCCUCCAUUGCUCGAGAACCUUAGCCCAAGCUCCGGCCCAGGCUCCGGCGCCACCUGGUCCCACUAAUGUCACCAAAAUCCUUGAAAAAGCCGGCCAAUUCACCAUCUUCAUUCGACUUCUAAAAGCCACCCAAGUCGCCAACCAGCUCUUUGGUCAGCUCAACAAUACAAACAAUGGGAUAACCAUUUUUGCACCAUCAGAUAAUGCUUUCUCAAGCCUCAAAUCCGGUACCUUGAAUUCACUCACCGAUGAACAGAAGGUGGAGCUGGUGCAAUUUCAUAUUAUCCCAACAUACCUCUCAUCGUCCCAAUUCCAAACUAUUAGUAACCCUUUGAGAACACAAGCUGGAGAUAGUGGCGAUGGUAAGUUUCCUCUCAAUGUCACCACUUCAGGAAACACAGUCAAUAUAACAACAGGGCUGACAAACACCAGUGUUUCUGGCACUAUUUACACCGAUGGUCAGCUUGCUGUUUAUCAAGUCGAUCAGGUGCUUCAACCUUUGCAAGUAUUUGCUCCUAGGCCUCCAGCUCCAGCACCUGCACCCGCAAAAUCUAAGAAGAAGAAGGCUGCUGCCAUUGCUGGUAGCCCCGAUAACACCCCAGCUAAUAACUCCAAAACCGUGAGCCUCACCAUGCAAAAUGUAGUUUUGUUUGGAGUUAGUGCUAUAGUUAUUGUACUUUCUUUGUGACCAUAAAACAAAAUUGGUCAUUUUGACGGGAGGUGGGAAUUGAGGUGGGGGCUCCAGCUCCAUGAUUUUCGAUGGGAAUGGUGGAGGUCAAGAUGGUGAGUGCAUUUUUUUUUUUAAAACUUUUUUUUUCAAUAAUUAUCGUUUAAAUUUCUGUUCUAUCGUUUUGUAUCAUGCCAGUCUGUUAUGAGAGUCAAUUGCUAUCAAGAUUGAAUUUUGAGGUUUUUCUUUUUCUUUUGUGCUUUUAAGUUCAUUUGUUUUUAUUUUAAAAAUUUUCAUUGUAAGAUUUCUUUCUCAACUAUAUAUCCCUUGUAAUUGUGAAUUUUGUGGCACUUUUUUUUUUCGAAGACUUUGUAUCAUCGUAUGUCACUAUAUGGUCAUUGAUUUCCUUCGAAUGCACAAUUCUCCCUUGCAUCAUUUCUAAAUAAUUAUUUUAUAGAUU